UGCAUCCGUCAGUCCACCGGUCACCCGCUCGUCAGAGGUAGGUCGCCGUCGCCGCGUCCCCCUCCGCCGCCGGCUCCCGUCGCUCUCCGGUCUCACGCGCCGCGCGGCCGCAGCAGCAACAACAACAACAACCCGUUUUGACCGCGCCUUCCUCCUCCGCCGGCCCGCGCGCUCGCCGCGCGCGGCCGCCACGGGUUUCUCUCUAGAAGCCCCGCACGAAUUUUAUCCGUUUUUUCGCAUUCUCCCCGCCUCAUCUCCUCCUUGACACCGACCUCUCCUCCUCGGCUCGGGGAAUUCAAACGCGCGGCCUCGCCGGGUGGCCUCGCCUCGCCUCGCCGCGUUCCGACAGCGAGUGCCCCGCUGGUGCCACUAUUUCUUGCCGCCCCAACCCCUCGCAUCGAUCCCCCACACCCACAUCUCGCCUCCUCUUCCUCGAUCCUUUGUCUUCUUGCUUAGCUAGCUCUGCCAUGGUGGGGAGCUACGCGGCGGGAGGGGGACGGGGAGCGGCAGUGGCGGCGGUGGCGGAGGGGAAGCUGGACGAGCUGCGGCGGAGGAUGGGGAAGGCGGACGGCGACCUGCUGAGGAUCGUCGGGGUGGGGGGCGGGGCGUGGGGGAGCGCCUUCUGCGCGCUGCUGCAGGACGCGUACGGGCGGCACCGCGACAAGGCGCAGGUGCGGGUGUGGCGGAGGCCCGGGCGCGCCGUCGACCGCGCCACCGCCGAGCACCUCUUCGAGGUCAUCAACUCCCGGGAGGACGUCCUCCGCAGGCUCAUCCGCCGCUGCGCCUACCUCAAGUACGUCGAGGCCCGCCUCGGCGACCGCACGCUCUACGCCGACGAGAUCCUCCGCGACGGCUUCUGCCUCAACAUGGUCGACACGCCGCUCUGCCCGCUCAAGGUCGUCACCAACCUGCAGGAGGCGGUCUGGGACGCCGACAUAGUCAUCAACGGCUUGCCCUCCACCGAGACCAGGGAGGUGUUCGGGGAGAUCGGGAGGUAUUGGAAGGAGAGGAUCAGACCCCCCGUGAUCAUCUCGCUGGCCAAGGGGAUCGAGGCGUCGAUUGACCCCGUGCCCCGGAUCAUUACCCCGACACAGAUGAUCAGCAAUGCAACUGGAGUUCCAUUGGAGAAUAUUCUAUAUCUUGGAGGUCCUAACAUUGCAUCUGAGAUAUAUAACAAAGAAUAUGCAAAUGCUCGCAUAUGUGGAGCUGACAAGUGGAGAAAACCUCUAGCUAAAUUUCUGAGGCAGCCUCAUUUUAUUGUGUGGGAUAAUAGUGAUCUCAUCACUCAUGAAGUAAUGGGCGGCUUAAAGAACAUAUAUGCCAUUGGUGCUGGUAUGGUGGCUGCACUAACCAAUGAGAGUGCAACCAGCAAAUCGGUUUACUUUUCACUUUGCACGUCUGAAAUGAUAUACAUCACCCAUCUCCUAGCCGAAGACCCUGAGAAACUUGCCGGGCCUUUAUUAGCCGAUACCUAUGUAACACUGCUGAAAGGUCGUAAUGCAUGGUAUGGGCAGAAAUUAGCUAAGGGUGAACUGACUCUUGAAAUGGGGGACAGUAUCAAGGGCAAAGGGACUAUCCAGGGUGUCUCUGCAGUCCAUGCAUUUUAUGAGCUCUUGAGCCAGAGUAGCUUAAGCGUGACACAUCCAGAAGUGAAGAAGCUUGUUGCUCCGGUCGAGCUGUGCCCAAUACUAAAAACACUUUAUAAAAUCCUAAUCAAGAGGGAGCUUGCCACUGACUCCAUUCUCCAGGCAAUACGAGAUGAAUCAAUGUAUGAUCCACGGGAGAGGAUUGAGAUGUCUCAGCGCCAGUGUCUUUACCGACCAUCUCUUCUUGGCCUACCUAAAGUAGAUAUUACCCAGGCUUAGAUCUAUUCUUUUUUUUUUCUGCAGAUUUGUUUUGAGAUUUGCAGGAUUCUUUGAUGUAUUCUUUGCAUAGUGGUCCUCAAGAUCCUUCCUUGUGUGCCAAGUGCAUCUCGUGUUCGAACACUGAUUCCAUUCUCUACUAGAGAAUUUGAUAAUGAGGUGUUUUGGUUUUUUAUUGUCAGAGUUCCAAAUAGUUUCACGGGCUGAUGCCCCCCACAUGUGUAUAUAAAGUACAACCACUGUUGAUUCAAUUGUAUUUGUUGCUCCUUUAGAGCCUGUUCA
Messenger RNA from Oryza sativa Japonica Group (Japanese rice), 2144 nucleotides. The record is from RefSeq and is a predicted model, not a curated record. NCBI's taxonomy places the organism in Eukaryota, Viridiplantae, Streptophyta, Magnoliopsida, Poales, Poaceae.